AAGACGGAGACAGCGUGUUAGCUGAAGUGUGCUUUGUUUAUUACAUUAAAGUCAGUUAUGUCUCGAAUACUCAACUGUAUUGUAGCUGUUUGUCCUGAUAUGGGAAUAGGGAGAAAUGGAAAUCUGCCAUGGCAUCCAAUAAGACUAAGCAAUGAAUUCAAGCACUUUCAGAAGAUGACCAUGACGCCUUCAGUUGAGGGUAAAAAGAAUGUGGUCCUGAUGGGCAGAAAGACAUGGUUCUCUAUUCCUGUAGCAAACAGACCCCUAAAGAACAGGAUCAACAUUGUUCUCAGCAGAGAGCUCAAGACAGCCCCAGAGGGAGCUCACUACCUUGCUUCAGACUUCAGUUCAGCUCUCCAUCUGUUAGACAGCAGUGAGCUCGAAAAACAAGUGGACCAGGUUUGGAUAAUUGGUGGAAGCGCUCUGUACAAGGAGGUGAUGGAGAGUUCUGGUCCCAGGCGUCUUUUCGUAACACGGGUCCUCAAGCAGUUUGACUGCGACACAUUUAUACCUGACAUUAACACGGACAAGUACAAGCUCCUGCCCGAAUUCCCAGGUGUACCCACGGACUUGCAGGAGGAGAAUGGUGUUCAGUAUGUGUUUGAAGUGUAUGAGAGCACCAACCACUAAGAAGAUCCUUUAAGCAUGAUGCUAAGCUUGGAGAUGUGGCCCAGCCGGUAGUGCAAGUGCUCUAACAUGGGUGGUGCAGUUUUUCUGGAAGACCUGUUUUUAAACUAUACUUUAGUAAUUGUCUGACCCCAUCACCCCUUUUUCACCCUCUCAUUAAUGUUUGUCACAUUUCCUGUCCAAUUUCCCUAGUAAUAAAACCGAAGUGCCACAAAAUACACAACCAGUCAAGUUGUUGAACAGUAAGAUUUUUUUUAAAUGUUUUUUAAAGAAGUUUCUUCUGCUCACCAAGCCUGCAUUUAUUUGGUCCAAAGUACAGCAAAACAGUAAAAAUUUUAAAUAUUUUUACUAUUUAAAAUAACUGUUUUCUAUUUAAAUAUGUUUUAAAAUGUCAUUUAUUCCUGUGAUUUCAUAGCUGAAUUUUUAGCAUAAUUACUUCAGUCACAGGAUCCUUCAGAAAUCAUUCUGUUUUGAUUUGUUCAAAAAACAUGAAUAAUUAUCAUCAUUAUGUUGAACAAAGGUUAGUAGAAUUUUUUUUCAAGUGUCUUUGAUGAAUGGAAAGUUUAGAAGAACAGCAUUUUUCUGAAACAAAUCUUUUGUAAUAUCAUAAAUGUCUUUAUCGUCACUUUUGAUUAAAGCAUCAUUGCUAAACAAAAGUAUUAAUUUCUAAUAAUUAUAUAUAUAUAUAAUUAUUAGAAAUUAAUUAAUUAAAUUAAUUUAAUUUAAUUAAUUAUAAUUAAUUAUAGAAUUAAUUAUUAAAAAGUCUUACUGUCCAGAAACUUUUGACUGACGGUGUAUGUUGUGAUUCUAGGAAAGUCAAAAAAAAAUGUGGCCUUUGUGUGUCGCUUUGCAACUUUAUUUACGAAGUGGAAAGUAGAAAAUCAUGAGAAGACAGUGGAUUCAGUCUUCCAUGAGCACAACAGCUCAACACGUUGCAUGGGUGCUGAUAACUAAGUUUCUGGUGAUUGUGGCCUUUUCUCCCAUGUUUUUUGUAAUUAGUUUCAUGUUUAGUUCCUCUAUUAUCGUUUCAAAUAUUCCAAAAACAAUAUGCCUAAUUUUGCUAAUAAAUGUUCUUUUCCACA
This is a messenger RNA of Labeo rohita (rohu), 1709 nucleotides long. RefSeq names its product dihydrofolate reductase (gene dhfr). Bases 58 to 630 code for a protein of 190 amino acids. NCBI's taxonomy places the organism in Eukaryota, Metazoa, Chordata, Actinopteri, Cypriniformes, Cyprinidae. Gene Ontology annotation, molecular function: dihydrofolate reductase activity; NADP binding. The record is from RefSeq and is a predicted model, not a curated record. Gene Ontology annotation, biological process: glycine biosynthetic process; tetrahydrofolate biosynthetic process; dihydrofolate metabolic process. Gene Ontology annotation, cellular component: mitochondrion. The transcript is spliced from 6 exons.